This is a messenger RNA of Guyanagaster necrorhizus, 1620 nucleotides long. RefSeq lists its product as uncharacterized. Gene Ontology annotation, molecular function: FAD binding; oxidoreductase activity. The transcript is spliced from 9 exons. NCBI's taxonomy places the organism in Eukaryota, Fungi, Basidiomycota, Agaricomycetes, Agaricales, Physalacriaceae. The record is from RefSeq and is a predicted model, not a curated record. Bases 1 to 1620 code for a protein of 539 amino acids.
AUGAACGCGUCUGUUCUCAUUGUCGGUGCUGGACCCUCAGGUCUUUCCUUGGCUAUUGCUUUGCGCCAGAAUGGUGUCUCUGUUCGAAUCAUAGACAAAGCGUCCACAUAUCAGGUCGGCCAGAGGGGCGCUGGCAUCCAGUCCAGGACCCUUGAGCUAUUCAAGAUCCUUGGUGUUCUUCCUGAUAUUCUGAAGAAAGGUGGAUUCUGUUCGCCAAUGAUCCAUUAUCUUCCGGGGGGUGAGACGAAGACCACUGAGGUGAUAGCCUACAUGGAGAACACCCCCGACCGACCUUAUAUCAACCCUAUAAUGGUAGGCCAAGACCUACAGGAAGAUAUUCUCCGCAAGCACUUGGCUAAGUAUGGUAUCACGGUCGAGUUGGGCACUGAGCUCGUGUCUUUUGAACAGCUCCCUGAUGGAGUCGUCUCUCGCGUUGUAAGGACUCGUGAUGGGCAACGGUUUGAAGAGUCCAUUCAGAGUCAAUGGAUCAUAGGUGCCGAGGGCUCACAUAGCGUCGUCCGUAAAACGCUGGGCUUGACGUUCCUUGGAGAGACGCGGAAGGGAGAUAAUAUGAUCGUGGGUGAUAUUUAUAUUAAAGAGCGGUUGCUGGACAAAGACCUAUGGCAUUUAUGGGGCGAAGCAGCGACAAAGAGUGUAACUGUCGUACAUUUUGGGACCAGAGACGAGGACAAGUAUACUUUGUUUUUUAUGGGUUGUGAUUUGGAUGCCGCAAAAGCAACAUCCAGCCGGGAGGAAUUUAUCAAGGCUUUUUAUGGAAUCAGUGGUCGCACCGAUAUCGAGUUUGGCGACCUCAUCUGGGCCUCCACCUUCCAGCCUAACGUUCGAAUGGUGAACAGCUUCGGUUCCGGACGGGCUUUUGUUGCCGGAGAUUCCGCCCACGUUCACAGCCCUACUGGUGGUCAGGGACUCAACUCGGGUAUCCAAGACGCUAUCAACUUGGCUUGGAAGCUCGCUCUGGUUCAGAAAAAUUUGGCUCCUCAGAGCCUCCUGGACAGUUAUUCCCAAGAACGCAUCCCUAUCAUCGCAGCAAUGCUUGAUAAGACCUCUGAGCUCCAUAUGAAAACUUUUACCCCCGGAGGCACCCAAGCAGGUUGGGCCAGAGGCUACGAGCUUCGUCAAUUCGGAAUUAACUACCGCGGUAGUCCCAUCAUUGUCGACGAAACCCCGGUUCAUGGCGAAGAGAUCUUCGACCCGUAUCGUUCAGGCAACGAUGGUACUGUCCGGGGUGGUGACAGAGCCCCCGACGCACCUGGUCUCACUUUCGUUAAGGACCCCACACGCAAGACAUCUCUUUUUGACAUUUUUGGCUCAUCGUACCACACAGUGCUCUUCUUCUCUGACGAUAACAUCGCAGUUGUGGAGGCUCUGAAGAGUUAUCCCACCGGUGCUGUCAAGUCCGUAGUCAUUCUUUCCCAGAACCCGACGGGCGUCAUUUCCGCUGACUACGUAUUGGCGGAUGGUGAUGGGUAUGCGUAUAAACAUUAUAAUAUGGCGGAGAAGGUCACCAAGGUCGUUAUUGUUCGCCCUGAUGGGAUGGUUGGCGGGCUCGUACGGGGAAUGGACGGGUUGAAGAAGUACUUUAGAAGGAUCUUUGUGUGA